Messenger RNA from Folsomia candida, 3263 nucleotides. It is a transcript of the gene Pli, whose product is annotated as protein pellino. The transcript has 16 exons. Gene Ontology annotation, molecular function: ubiquitin protein ligase activity; protein binding. NCBI's taxonomy places the organism in Eukaryota, Metazoa, Arthropoda, Collembola, Entomobryomorpha, Isotomidae. The record is from RefSeq and is a predicted model, not a curated record. Gene Ontology annotation, biological process: protein polyubiquitination; regulation of Toll signaling pathway. Bases 985 to 2316 code for a protein of 443 amino acids.
CCGACAACUGAAAUUCAAAAUUCGACGACAUUUCACACAAGUAUUAAAUAUACAGGCAAGCAAGUACAGUAUUCUGCAAUCAAAUAUGCAAAUUCAUGAGACAAUAGGGUUCAGCAUUUAAUUUUGUCUCCCAAGUUAACGAUCCCUAGAGGGCCGAAGGGUUGGCAGGUAGUUGGCAGGUAGUAGCACAUGGAGUUUUCAAAAAUCGACGAUUCACUACGACAUGAUUUUAACUCUUGUGGUUAAUCUUUGUCUGAGACGUUUGAAGUGAAGUCGGCGUUGUGCGCAUGGUUUAUGUACAGAGAGAUGAUGGUUUGGUGUUGAUAAAAAGUGAGGAUAUAAGUGCAGUGCAGUGCUGGCAUUCAUUCGUCGUCGUAUAUCAGCAGCAUACGAAUUCAGUCCGUCUUUAAAGCUCGACUCUUCGUUCUUUCUUCUUAUUCUACGGCCAAAUAUUUGGUUACAAUAAGAAGAGAACUUUUAUAACACAGCUGCACCAACACCACGUUUGAUGUUCAUCAUUCACCAACGACGACAAACUGCACGUACAUGCAAAGAUAAAGUUAUUACAUAGUUGAACAAAAAUAAAACAAGUGAUCUCGUGUUGUGGAAUUUGAUAACUCAAUUUGGAGCUCUAUAAGAAAAGAUAAAGAGUCUUCCGAGUUUACCGAUCUGAUCUCCAUCUCCCCCGCAGCUACGGAAGGAAGGAAAAGAACUGGAAAGGUGUCGAUUCAGGAUAUAAGUACAAGUGCCAUCGAAUAACAAAAUAAAAUUCGCCACCACGUCAAAACGCACACGCCAGAGAAGAAAAUGUGACUCUGUAAAAUAACAGUGACAUUCGUAGCUUCCGUUUCUUGAAGAACGCCGAUGAGUUGUUCGUUUAACUCUGCGUUGGCGCUGCAAAAUUGUUUUGGAGGUGUUGUUUGAAUAAAAAGUGAUCUCGGAAACAUUGUGGAAGAAGAGAGGGGGAGAAGAACGACGUCGGCAAUGGGCCAGUUGGACGGUGAUGGGCGGAGUAAGGAAGACGUAACGUCAGGGUCUGGACCCUCCGUAGGAUCUCCCACGUCAGAUCCUGUCAAAUAUGGGGAACUCGUCGUUCUCGGGUACAAUGGAUUCCUACCUCAAGGGGACAAAGGUCGUCGGAGAUCAAAGUUCCCUUUCUUCCGAAGAGAGAAGCCGACGGGGAUCAAACGGUCGAGACACUACGUGGUCGACACGCCACAACAUUCCAAGGCCGUGCUAGACGCUCAGGUCCACUCCAUCUCGUAUACGCUCUCGAGAAAUCAGGCCGUCGUCGUUGAGUACGUUCCAGACGAGGACACGGACAUGUUUCAGAUUGGCCGAUCUUCCGAGAUGCCGAUUGACUUUGUGGUGAUGGACACUGUUCCGGGAGACAAGUCUGGGAGUGUGGACAAAACCAUGCAGUCCACCAUUUCCAGAUUUGCGUGUCGUAUUCUCGUGGACAGAAAGCCACCCCAUGCCACUCGCUUGUUCGCAGCUGGGUUCGACUCAUCUAGAAACAUCUUUUUAGGGGAGAAAGCUACAAAGUGGGAAGAAAACGGAGUUAUUGAUGGCCUUACAACGAAUGGAGUCCUGUUGCUCCACGUGAAAGGCAACUUUGUGGACGGAGGGGCCAAACCACUUCCCUGGCGUGAAGUGUCCGUCAACGGAGGUCUUUACACAAUGAGAGAGUCGAGAUCUGCGCCUCAAAAGGGGAAAAAAAUGGAUAUGGAGUCGUGCAUCCUGGAAGACGGAUCUAUGAUUGAUCUCUGCGGCGUCACGCUGCUUUGGAGGUCUGCGGAAGGACUGGAGAAGUCACCGUCACGCAGGGAACUGGAGACGCUUCUCGAUCUCGUGAAUGCAGGACGACCUCAAUGCCCAGUAGGAUUAAAUACGUUGGUUGUGGGCCGGAAGACGAAUUCUCUCGACAGAGAACCCUACAUCUAUCUCAAAUGUGGACAUGUGCAAGGACUUCACGAGUGGAAUCCUGGUCAGAAGAAAGGUACUGAAUCAAAGGAACGGACGUGUCCCAUUUGCAUGACCAUUGGACCCUUCGUCGCCCUCACCAUGGCUUUCGAGUCUGCGUGUUACUGUGAUACUGGAGCAUUGACGCAUGCCUUUGCCCCACAGCAGGCUGUGGGGAUGUUUGCAUUCGUGCCUUGUGGUCAUAUGGUCACAGCGAAAACAGCCAACUACUGGGCAAACAUACCUAUCCCACAUGGGACAAAGGGUUACCUAGCAGAAUGUCCAUUUUGUGCCACUCCACUCGAGGGGUCGACAGGCUUUGUCCGUUUAAUCUUCCAGGACUGGAUAUCAUAAGAUAAAUUUAUAUUGUAGAAUCGACACUCUCAUUGAAGAAAGAAAUCAACAUGAAACUUCUCGACAAGAGACUAAUGCCAAUUUAUUUUGUGAAAGCUAUUGGACUGUUGUUGUUAAUGUUAAUAUCUUUAUUACUAUUGUUAUCAUGACAGUGUUCCAUCAUACUUCUUCCCCUUUUACAAAGCCAAGUGCAAGCAAUCAGCAUCAAUGGGUGGCGAAUACCAUGAGUUUUCAUGCGCACGAUGGUGUACAGUCUUCGUUUCACACUCCUCAGUCCUUCAGUUUAUUUGUGCAGCGUUUCUUAUCGAGUUUACUACUACUAAAUAUUUAAUUAAUCUCGUAUUUUAGAUUCCGAAGCAGCCAUGAUUAUUUAGACUUAUAUGCUAUACUUACAAAUAUAGACUAUAUAUACUUGCGGUGAUCUAUAUUCGACUUAUGUACUGUCUGCGGUAUGAGCCCGCAUUGUUAUUAUUAUUCUAUGACUGUGUAUUAUGGUUAUGAUGAUGAACUUAUAUAGUUUAUAAGAACAUGCAGUACUUGUAUUAUUAUGACGAAAAGCAAGGUUUCAGUUAAUACGUGGAAAUUUCAUGGAUGUUGUGAAUACUACUUGUAUACUUAUUUAUAGCGAAUGUAUGUAGUUUAGUAGCGAAGCAUGCAGAAUUUCAAUAGAAGAAACACGUUCGGAAUUUAGAGGAUUUUGGGACUAAAGUAAAUGCAAAUUAUGGUGAAAGUAGAAAAAAUGACCCGAGUACAAAACAUAACUUGACGUACAUAAUUUAUACCAUUACUUCUACAACUUGAGUUUGUUUUAAGUGUUGAAAAAUACACAUGGAUUAUGAUAACGCAUGUUUACAAAGAUAACUUAUUUCCAGAAGCAUACAUACAAUGUCUUAUGUUAUAAAAUUUGAGCCGUUUUCUAAAUAAAAAACAUUUCGUUACGCAUUAAA